GAUUGAAUGAAUUGCAGUGCAGUGUCAAAAUUGUCAAAAUCGACCUGAAACUGAAAUUAUCGAAAUAAUAUAUAAUUUCUUAUUUGAUUUUUCAAACAGGACCCAGUCGAUUGCAUUUUUGGUUUCAGUGUUGAAUCGUGUUACCGGUUUUUUAGUUCUAGGAUCUUAAUCAAAUGGAAUAAUGUGGCGUCCAACGUUCACUAUAUUGCGUAAAGUGGUUAUUCCAUCACUUAAAGAUAAAACUAACCUGACCAGAAUUUUAUAUUCCACCAAAAGCCGGCUCCCAAGAUCAACUGCAAAAUUGACUUUGGUCAGUGCCAGCGUCGGAGUCUUGCUAGGAGUUGGCUAUGGCGGUUACACGCAUUAUAAAAUAAACGCCAAGAAGAGUUCGGCGUCAGUGGAAGAUUUAGCAUAUCCCUUUUUGAAAGAACGUCCACAGUAUAAACCUCACUAUAGAAUAGUGAAUGAUUCAGAUACCAGUAACCUUCAGUUAGUUUUGUUUCAAUACCGUACCUGCCCAUUUUGCUGUAAGGUACGAGCAUACCUUGACUCUCAUGGUAUUAGCUAUGAUAUAGUGGAGGUGGAUGCAGUCCUAAGACAGGGGAUCAAAUGGUCAACUUAUAAGAAAGUGCCCAUUAUUCUGGCUAAAGUGGAUGGAGGAUAUCAACAACUAAUGGAGAGCACUGCAAUCAUGUCAAUAUUAGAAACACAUCUCCGAGAUAAGUCAUCACAACUGCAAGAAGUCAUAAAGUUUUACCCACAAACCAAAUUUAUAAGCGAUGAUGGAAAGGAGACAACGGAUAUUGCGAAUAAAUACUUUAUAAUGCAUAACACGGCAGUACCUGAUGAGAAAGAAAGGGCUGAAGAAGCGGAUGAGCGUAAAUGGCGUCAAUGGGCUGACCGAGUUCUUGUCCACACUCUAUCUCCUAACGUCUAUCGAACAUUUGGGGAAGCCUUGGAGACAUUUAAAUGGUUCGAACAAGUCGGCGGCUGGAGGCAGUCUUUCCCAGAGUGGGAAUGCGCUUUGAUGGUUUAUGUCGGGUCUGUGGCCAUGUGGAUCAUAUCUAAGAGACUUAAAGCUAGGCAUCACAUCAAAGAUGACGUUAGGCAGUCGCUUUACGACGCCGCCAACCAAUGGACUCGGGCGAUAAAGAUCAAAGGCACCCGGUUCCACGGCGGCGAUCACCCCAACCUAGCUGAUGUCAGCGUCUACGGAGUCCUCAGCAGUAUCGAGGGAUGCGAAGCCUUCCAAGACCUAAGAGCCCACACUGAUAUAGGCACCUGGUACGACGACAUUAAGAACACAAUUUCUAACAAAAUGGGUAAAGUUAUCGCAGCUCAUGCGAAUGCAUAAAAAUUUGCAUUUUGUGAACUUAAAAGCAAUUUGUUAUAGUACAAUAUAUUUUUUUAAAUCGUGCCUUUAUAAAAUAAAAGUGCACCUUCGUUUAAAAUGAAUUAUGUCCUGUUAAAGUCAAAAAAUUGUAUUGAGAGUUAAUGUUAUUAAAAUAGUUUAGGGGACCAUGUCAAAGGUUCGAAUGUUAUUAUUUAAUUUGUGAAGGUUUUUUGAGUUACUAUUACAAGAAAUAUUAUGAACUGAAAUGAUGUUUUCUUGAUUAAUGACUUACUACCAAAAUGGAAGUUGUAUUUGGCGUAAAUAGAUUUUUAGUAAAUAAAAUGGACAUGUUACUUAAAA
This is a messenger RNA of Amyelois transitella, 1693 nucleotides long. RefSeq names its product prostaglandin E synthase 2 (gene Su(P)). The transcript is spliced from 5 exons. NCBI's taxonomy places the organism in Eukaryota, Metazoa, Arthropoda, Insecta, Lepidoptera, Pyralidae. The record is from RefSeq and is a predicted model, not a curated record. Bases 182 to 1354 code for a protein of 390 amino acids. Gene Ontology annotation, molecular function: prostaglandin-E synthase activity. Gene Ontology annotation, cellular component: mitochondrion.